This is a messenger RNA of Pochonia chlamydosporia 170, 579 nucleotides long. RefSeq names its product SCP-like extracellular. The coding region runs from base 1 to 579 and encodes 192 amino acids. The record is from RefSeq and is a predicted model, not a curated record. NCBI's taxonomy places the organism in Eukaryota, Fungi, Ascomycota, Sordariomycetes, Hypocreales, Clavicipitaceae. The transcript has 3 exons.
AUGAAGAACUUCUCUGGCUUAGUCGUCUCCUGCCUCUUACUUAACAGCAGAUCCGUUAUAGCAAGCAGUGAUGAUCCAACUGCUGCAUUGGCAAUUGUGAACCAAGCUCGUCAAGCCAAAGGCGUGCAACCUCUCACCUGGGACCCCAACUUGAAAACCUACGCUCAACUUUGGGCAGAUGAGAUGGGAAGUGGGAGGCAGCCGUUUGAACACGCCCCGGCUUCAUAUCGCCCCAGCCAGGGAGAAAACUUGUAUGAACAGUCGGCCGGUCAGUGCGAUGCAGCUUACGACAACCCCCUUCAGACGGCAAUGCGUGCGUGGCUGUCGCAAGAGAGUUUGUAUACUGGUCAGCCGAUAACUACUGGGCACGAGCCAUGGCUGCAUUGGUCUCAGUGUAUGUGGUCUUCUACCACACGAAUUGGUUGUGCUCGUGCGUACAGCAUCUCUGAGCCGUACAAGUUCUUCGACGUCUGCCGAUUCGCUCCCGAAGGAAACAUAAACCGUUUUAGAGCCGUUUUGAAGGAGAAUGCCAGUUUGGACCAGGACGAGGAAUGCGGUCCCGCCAAAGGCCAAAUCUGA